GGAACGCCUUUUCCGGAAGUAGUUAAUGCUAGCACAGUAGCAUACCUAGCUAACAGAAGUGCCUACCAGCUCCCGAAGAAAACACAAAGUCCCGCUCUCAGGUGGGAUCCCUGUCGUCAUGGCUGUGUUGUGGAUUCAUUUGUGACAACUAACGCCAAGAUGAUGAACGACAUCAUGGAGGAGCCAGAGAAGGACAGCCUGCUGGAGGCUCCGCCGGAGACUCAAGUUUUCUCGGUAAUGUCAGAGAGAGCUAGAGGAGCUAAAGCUAACCUGUUUAAAGAAAGUCUGCUUCUUAGCACUUAUUCCUGAUCACGCAGACUGCUUGGAUCGGUCUCGGGGGGCUGAGUUUUCUGUUGUUUUGAUAAUUUAAUGACUGUCAAAAUUGUGGCUUUCGAUUUAGAGUGACAUGAUUGAAAUACUUAUAAGCACGUAAAAUUGAUUGUCCCUUCCUGUAAACCGCGAGGGAUGCUGGGAAAUGUAUUAUUUAUUUAUAUAUGACAAAAUAUACACUCACAGAUAUAUAAUACAUUAUAUAUAAUGACAAAAAACACAGAUAAUGCUUGAGUUGAUUUGAGUUUGUAUGUGUCUGCACUUCACUCGUCACUUUAAUCCCAUCACAACCUUAAUGUCACAAGCCUGUUCAUGUUAUUUCGAGGGCCCGACCGAUAUGGAUUUUUUGGGGCCGAUGCCGAUAAGGAAAAAAAUCGGUUACUGAUUAAUGGGCCGAUUUUUAAAUUUUUUUAUGAAGUUAUAAAACAUAUAUAUAUAUAUGUUUUAUAACUUGUUUUAUAAGUUUUAUAACAGACGGCUAAAAUUGGCCCUAGUUAUUUCCCAAAUAAAAACUAAGAUUAAGGGGUUACAAGUGAAGACUUAAGCAGAUUAAAAACAAGUUUAUAUCAAAUAGUUGCUCUGGUCUGAAUGAGUCUGAAGAUUUUCAUCUAUAUUUGCAUUCUAAGGCACCCAGCAGUGGCACAAGACCUAAAAUAACAGAUGGAGGAAUCCGCCCUGUGGAGAAAAGGGGACCUUACAUCAUUUCCAGAGCUCCAGCAAUCCACCUCAAACUACGUAAGCAUUUUUCUGACUCACUGUAAUCACAAACAGAUUAUUUUUAAUGCCUGUUUGAGUGUCUGGAAUCUUUUCAUAAUGAUCAUGUUUUUACACGUGUAACUGAGGUUCAUGCUGUUACAUGCAACAAACUGUGUCAGUCUUGAAUAUGCAGCUAAUUAGACAGUGUAGCAAGGCACUGAUAAGCUAAAAGGAGGUUCACUGCCUGUGUCCGCUGCAAAAUGUCAUGGCAUUUCUAUGUUAUGAAGUUCAGACUUUCUCAUGAAGUGUAAAGGGUACACUCUGUUAGCUUCACAUUCCUGCAUAAAUCAGGACAAAGGUUAUGGUCCGAGAGUAUUUCUGCACUGGUGAAAGGUAUAGAUCUGCAGAGUCUGUCAUGUGAGACUGAGAAGAUUCACAGCCAAAAUGCAAGACUUGUUUAUGUGAUUUUUUUUCCUCUGCAUGCUUUAUAUGUUCACAAUCAGGAAAUAAAAAAGGGAAACAGAACAAGCACUGAAAUGUUGUUACAUUUCCGCCAUCUUAUUUAGUCUGUGGUUUCAGUAAUGUCCGUCUUUACAAAGGAAUUCAUGGUUAAUCAACAGUGUCAUGAGGGCAUGUAGUCAAUGCAAUUUGAAAAAAAAAGGAUACAUUAUCUUUUGUUUUCAUGGACAUUUGGUGUUAUUGUUAUGCAAUAUGAUGAAUUCAAAUAAUUUAUAGAAGAAAGGUUUGGUGAUCAGAAUCUGAGUUGAACCUGUGUACCCCACACAUCCCUAUUCAGGGUCUACAUUCACCACAAAUUAUAGGAAAUUUGUGAUUGAUUGUUUUUACCUCGGCAAAGGGAAUAAGAGUUUAACAACUUUCCAAAGUCAGGAAUGUCCCUCUUUCUCGGAUAUGGCUUAGGAGAGCUCCAAGGUUGCUGCAAGCAUUUUAACCAGAGGCAAUUGAUGGGACUAACAUUAAUACACAUUCCAGUCCAUAUUAAGUUGUGUUAUGAAACAACCUUAAGCUUCUUUUACAAUGUUGACUGAAACCUUGCAUGACAAAUUGAAUCAGAAAUGAAGUAUGACCUAACAUAGCGAGACUGGACCACAAUAACUGAGUAGGCCAUCAUACCAACAAUAAAUUAGCAAAUAGGCAAAAAUAUGGGCAAAUGUUAGAUUUGGAUACAAGUUUUUUUAAGGUGUUAAGUUUUCAUCUCAGUAGCCUUCAGAUUUCCCUUUGCUUUAACUGUUUUGCAAUCAGUCCUAAUCAGCACAAGCUUUGGUCUUAUCACUGACAGAAAAACACAGGGAGAUGGCGAGGAAGGCCCUGAAAAAGAAAGCCCUCUCACCUGGACCGCCUGUGAUGCAUCAGCCCCGACAAGGUGCUAAAAGGUGAGGAAAGGGGGAAGAAGGCUCUUUGAUAUGUUAAUAAUCAGCAUAAUGUAGGGAAAGAUAAGCCUGUAUGACUGUUUCUGGCUCUCUUUUAGGACAGUGAAGUAUAACAAGGGCUACGCUGCUCUGAGUCAGCACGCUGAGGACAGUUUGGUCGCACUGGACACAGACAGGUAAGGCUACACCAGAUGUACACGUGGUAACAUUGCUGAAUUAAUUCUUUAUGCAGUGGGGCUGUUAGGUUGCUGGACUUGCGAACUUUGAUACAACACUGUAAAAAAAAAUCAUACUCAACACUCCUUUUGAUACCCCAGAAAGAAAUGACUCUAUGAAGUCAAAUGAGGUUGUUUUUUUCUUUGUUGCUGCUUUUACACUGUGUAACUCACCACCAACCUACACCUACAUGAUAUUAUGUUACUGGCAUCACAUCUGCAUCAGCAUUCAAAACAUAAUACAGUCUAAAACAACUAUCCACAUUUGACUGAAUUUGAUUGGUAUCUUACUUUGUGUAUAUUUUAAACCUUACUAGUUACCUUAAAUUUUUCCCAUCUCGUAUGGCUGGGCGAAAAAAACCCAAAGCCCCAUGUGGCAACAUUUUAUUCAGCCAAACACAUAAUGCAUUUGUCUACACUAUUUGCUAAAAAAAUCAUUUAGGUUUGGCAAUUUUGUCUCAUAUUGUUAGUACUGUAAAACUAUUUUAACAAAAGCAAAAACAGAAGAAACAAAAACUAAACUACAACCAGAAUUUUCAAAUGGCCCUCCCCAUAAAGGUUAUUUUCACUAACGUGUAUGAACUUCUCUGUACACAUCUGUCACAUGAAGCUCUGCAAAAAUGUGUCUUGCACCCAUAGCCUACACCCAACAGGAACUCUGCAAAUUUUAGUUGAAGGUCAACAUUUUACUGAUUUUUAGAGAGAAACUCAUCCCAGGGGGUUUAUCCAAACGACUCCAAAUUUGUGUGCCGUGUAAUGGACAUGUAGAAGAUUAAAAGUUGUUUAAAGCUUUCCAUCUCGUCAGUGGGUGUGAAUGUGGCAUUUCUUCAUAGAUAAGCAUGAAACAGGAAGUAGUUUUUAUCUCAGCCAUGUAUUCUUCAUUCUGACCCAAAAGAGCCCAGGUCUGAACACUUUGAUGGUGAUGUUUCAUCUCAGUGGCCAUUGGAAAUAUCAUGUUUGACUCAAUGACUUGAAACCCCAAGACCAUUGAACAUAUCUGCAUACUUUUUGAGCUGCGAAUUAUGAUUGCGGUAUAAUUCUCAUAAUGAAAUUUUAACUGUUCUAGCGCAGUCCCAUCUAAACACAAGUGCACAAUACUUCCUGUGCUAGCAAAGGAGUAACUACGUCCAUUUGAGCACUUUCAAAUCCUAUCUAGAUGACGGAAUUUCCCUCAACUUUCUCCUGGUACAUCCCAAAACCUUGUGCCCUCUCACCCAAAGACAACAAAAGUGGACACCAAAGGCUGUUGCCUUGGCGGCAUUGUAUUUGCUGUCAAACAGGCAAAUACAAUGCCACAGCCGUCCACAGCCCAACGGUGACAUGUAUUUUGCAAAGGUGCGCAAAGGUGCAAGGGCCCGCUCAAUGCUGCUUGCAGCUGUAAUUCAAAAUUAUAAACAUUAACUCCUGAUGCCAUUCCUCGUUAUAGUUUGGCUCUAUUGUCCCUGCAUGUGUCCUUUCAACAUAUUUUAGUUGUUUUCUUUAGAGUGACAGAACUUGUCUUUCUUGUCUUAACAGUGAUGAAGAGAUCGAUUUCGAGCAGUAUUCCUCAGGAUACUCUUCAGCUGAGGUGAGUUUGCCUUCUUUACCAUCUUUACAUGCUCAGUUAUCUCACAGUGAUGUGGAUGUCCAAAAGUGUUUUAUUUUGGCCCCCCACAUCAUCUUUUUAUUUGUUAUUCCAGCCUGGGAUGCAGUUUUUAUUUCUCUUUUUGUCUUUGUGGCUCUUGGCAGCAGCACACACGCUUGAACACUUAACUUUCACCUUGCACAACUCCUACGAUAAGAUCAAACAUUCAGACCAGAGACAAGACUUUGCUUGUGUCUGUUUGCCUUUAUACUUUAUGUUUGAGUAGUCCAUACUGACUGCCUGAGGAUGUGUUUUAUUUUCACCUGUUGUUUUUCGUCUCACACACUGAGCCUGGGGCUGUUUCUCGAGCGCAGAUAUGUAGCCCGGGUUGUUUCCUCUGCCUUCAAGCAGAACCUAAACCCUGUCCUUCUUGUUUUUUCACAUUUUAGCGGAGAAACACUAGAAGUUUCAUCAUAACUAUGAUGCAUCUGACUAGUUUAAUCAUGUGAAACCAAAGUUAGUUCAUAGGUGGUCAGAGUUGUGAAUCGCCAUCAGCGAUUUUUAUCAGUGCAUUAUGUUUGAACAGCUUUGGUUUCAGGUGAUUUAAGGGAAAGGUGCUUCUUCAGGGGGCUUUUGCUGUUACUGGGAACCAUCAGCAGAGGAUGUGAGCACAAGUGGCUACCUUAUUUGAACCCCAAAGCCACUCAGAUUAUACAUCGCUGUCCCUUUAUAGCUAAUAUGCUCCAUUGCCCAGAAUUUAAAGAAUUUGUCAUUUAGUUUCAAAUGCCUAGAACUAUUGGGUUAGCUCAUAACAAAAUUACUCGGGUAAAAAUAAAAACAUUUUUUUUUAUUACAUUGUGAUUCUAUGAUAAAUUUUACUGUCGCUGCGCAAGUAAGAGAAUUGAGAGCAUUCUGAUUUUGAAGACAUUCAUUCAUCAUUCAUUAAACUGAGAUAUUUAAUGUCCUGUUUGCUGAAGGUGACUUGAGUUAGCGCUGCUUCAGAGAGUAGAAGCUCAACUUAAGCUAAACUUUGUGUGUCAUGGUUGUCACUCUUCAGGUUCAUCCUGACUUAAGCAAGCAGCUGCUUCAGGACGGCUACCGCUUGGAUGAGAUUCCCGAUGAUGAGGACCUGGACCUGAUUCCGCCCAAAGCCAUGGGCUCCUCUGUGUGCUGCUGCUCCGAGGGCCCGUCCUGCUCCAUGCAGUGAUGCUGGCAUCGUGACUCAAACUCUAGCUAGCUCUGGCUCCAGUUCCUGUUUCUGACUUUUGUCACUGCUGCCUGAGGCCUUCUUUCUGAGCCAGCUACACCGCUGUGCUGCCUGAGGACUUCCAGCCGUGAAGCCCAACUCCUGUUCAAGCAGGACCGCCUGCACCGAGAUCACUCGACCCACAUGACAACACGAGGAACAUAAGAACAAGCCUUAUCCACUGUGACCCCAAAGUUCAUGCAUUUUUUUAAUUUCUCUCUACUGUUGUCGUCUUAUUGAACUACAUGAAAAGUUUAAUACUAAGAGAGGGGCAGCGAAGAUUAGUGUUGGGGAGACACUGUGUCCUUUUUGACCCAAGCAGACCUGGAUACUCUUCUCUGCUCUAGUGAACUGGUCUGCAGCCCUACACUUACGGUGUAUUAUGAUUUAAUGUUACAGCCAUUUGGCAGGUAUUCAUCAACUGUGAUAUGUGGACAUUUCAUUUCACCGUUGACUUCCCCUGACUGGUGUUGCAUUAACCGGCUCUUUUGUAGUCGUCCUUUUUUUUUUUUUUUUUUAUAAUUUUUCUGAUUUUACUGUGUCCAUCUUAAAUGUGACGUCAAACUUUCAUUCCAAAGUUAACUUGGCAGUCUAUUUCGCUGACUUGAAAUAGACUGCACAGUGUAGUGUUUGAAUUAAAACCUUUGUUUAUGGUAGGUGUCAAAAAGUUUUGCACGUCUUUCGGUCAAACAGCAGAAAAUAAGGAGUAAUAGAAAAACCUGGUCUUGGUUUAUCUUCCACUGGUUCUAUGUUGUUUUUUUACAUCCUGUCAGGGAAGACAGAGAAGCUCAUUUUGUUUCACAUGUUCUCACUGAGCAGAUUGCGACACACUAAGGAGGACUCGCCCAAACUUGGCUUGUUGAAGUUACACUUUGAGACAAACGCAAAUUGAGAAGUUGUUGCAAAAACUCGUCAGCAGUUCGAAAAGUAAAACUUGCACUGAUUGGAUGUUACACUGCUGCUUAUUGCACAAGAUUUACACAGAUGAGUUACUGAAGAGCUUUCAUAGAAGGACCAAUGGAAUCUGAUUAGAUAAGAUAGAUUUAUACGACAUUCCAGAUUCAAAUGUACACCAAAUUUUACAAAAGCUUUACAAGGAGACUGUAGACUCCAAAGUGAAUUGUGGUAUAGAUACCCACAGAAGUCAGCUUGAAUUAUUUGUUAAUUUGGCUUCUUUUUUAAUGAUGAUCUUAGGGAUUGAAAAGAGUUUGUUAACAUCUUUAUAAUGAUUAUUAUAAUGGUUUAUUUUUCAAGAUUAAUUAGUAUAUUUUGGACAAAAACCAUGUCCAGAAUCAGAUAUAACUCCAAAAAAAGGAAGCCUCAUCUAAUUAACAAGUGAAAGAUUAGCAUAGAUUAAAGUUAUAGUAUAUUUAUUUUUUUUAUUUAUUGUUAUAUUUUUGAAACCUAAAAAUGGUUGUACCAAGUUGAAUAUAGUACCCUCAGUAAAAGCUAGACUGAAGGAUUUGUCUAGUCAUAUUCAUGAACAUUAUUGAUAAUUAUUUUCAUCUUUUUGUUCUCAUUUUCUCCAAAAAUGGCCAUCUCAAGUCUUAAGGAGAUAUUAAAUGUUAUGUCUUUGUCACUUUUUUAUUCAUUGCAUUUAUUCACAUGUGUUACUGGAAUAUACUUUAUGAUUAAUUGUUGGUUUUAUUGUUGGCUGCAUAUACAAAAGAAGGUCCUCAGCACAGCAAAUUACAUUUAUGACAUUAUCAGGAGACUGUUUUUUAAGGCUACCCAGAAAACUAAUAUUCCCUUCAAAAGCAAUUGAUAAGUCAAAUUCAAAUGCACUGCUGUUAAAGUGCAUAGAAGUUGUAAGGCAGGAUCUGCUUUGUUACUUCCCUGCUGGUCACACUGUUUUUUUUAGGCUGUGAUGUUAGUUGUUAAAAAGCGUAACUCAUUCAUCUCCAGUAAAUAUUACUGCAGACCCCGUGUCCCACAUCAAAUAGUAAAAAAAAAAAACUGCGCAGUGACGUUUUGUGCAAAAUUAAGUCAGACUGUUGAUCUUACUUCACAAAGUCAGGUUGAAGGCUCAAAGUUGUUCUGCCAUAAACGUGUGAUGCAUCCAUUGUCCUGUUGGCGCUCUACUGGCUGUAUCAGGGAGUCUGAGGAGAAACUCUGAUUGACCACACAGGCUAACACACCAGUUGUGAGUCACUUCACAUCCUGAGUGUGAGGUAAAUGCUUUAAACGUCACAGCUGGAUAUAAAGUGUGUUGGCUUUGGCCUUGGCUCUGCAACGUGUUUUUAUCUACACUAAUAUUGCACUUGACACCAGUGGUCAGUAGCAAGUACACUUGAUUCCCCUGUACUAUGCAACUGUUGGGACAAUCUGCUUGUGAUAUGACAUUGUGAUGAUUUAGUGUUAUUGAGUGCUAAAUGCAAUAACUUAUAAAGUUACACUAGGCUUUUUUAUUUGAUUAAAAUGUUUAUUGGUUUACAAUAUUAAAUAAAACUAUUAUAUAUAA
Messenger RNA from Xyrichtys novacula (pearly razorfish), 7900 nucleotides. Lineage: Eukaryota; Metazoa; Chordata; Actinopteri; Labriformes; Labridae. The record is from the annotation of a GenBank genome assembly.